Molecule: messenger RNA, 576 nt
Organism: Papaver somniferum (opium poppy)
Lineage: Eukaryota; Viridiplantae; Streptophyta; Magnoliopsida; Ranunculales; Papaveraceae
Product: ribonuclease HI-like
Exons: 1
Coding region: 1-576 (191 amino acids)
Molecular function (GO): nucleic acid binding; RNA-DNA hybrid ribonuclease activity
Source: RefSeq, a predicted model, not a curated record
AUGAAGGGUAAAAUGUGGAACACAACGUAUGACUUGCAGAUUCUGAAAGUCUGUAGAAGAAUCUAUUCCAAAAGUAUAAAAGAAAUCUUCUUUUCUCUCCCAGUGAACAAUCAGAUCUUACUCUGUUGUGAUGGUGCAUCAUUAGGGAAUCCAGGAAUGUCAGGGUAUGGCUUUGUGGGGAGAUCUUCAAAUGGUGAAUGUAUUUUUGCUAUGGCAGGUGGUUUGGGAGUAGCUACAAAUUAUUUUGCAGAAGUCAUGGCAUUAUUGUGUGCUGGAGAAUGGGUUAUCAUGAAUGGCAAACUGGAGGUUAUCUUUAGAAUAGACUCAAGAGCAGUUAUUGCAGCUUUUUCAUCUGGUCACAUUCCAUGGUUUGCAAUCACAAGAUGGAAAAAAAUUAGUGAAGCCUUGAUGUCAUGGAACUUUGUUCACAUUUACAGAGAAGUAAACUUCUCUGCAGAUGCUAUAGCAAAAAAAGGAGCAAAUCUUGCAAGAGGGGAAAGCUUAUUCUUCACAGGAAGACCUCCAUUUUUACACAGUAUGGAAGUGGAAUUUCAACCCUACUAUAGAUUUAGCUAA